Molecule: messenger RNA, 871 nt
Organism: Cucumis sativus (cucumber)
Lineage: Eukaryota; Viridiplantae; Streptophyta; Magnoliopsida; Cucurbitales; Cucurbitaceae
Exons: 4
Coding region: 290-760 (156 amino acids)
Source: RefSeq, a predicted model, not a curated record
AAAGAAUAGGAAGGAACCAAAGAUGAAGGGAAGAACAGAGAGGAGAAGCAGUUGAACUGAAUUGAAGAAUUUCUCUCGUUUUCACUACCAAUUUCAGAGAGAGAGAGUUUUUAUACGAAUCUCUUCCCAUUUUUCUCAAUUACCCCCAAACUGAUUUCCUUCAUUUCUUCAAAAUCAUCACCUGCAGAUUUCUCUGGUGUUGCUUCUAAUUUCUGCGGCUUCGAUGUAAACAGUUGAAUGGUAUUUGAGAAAGUAAAGGGAAUACCCAUUGAUAGUACCUAUAGAAAAAAUGGAGGUCCAACAGUCAUGGAGAUUGAGGUUCUCGUUUAGGAAUGCCACCAUAGCUUUGUGCUUGUUGAACCUAGUGGCUGCUUUUCUUCUGCUUCAGGGUUUUUUAUCUGUUGCUUCUUCACGGAACAGACCCUUGUCGACAAAUCACAAACUGGAUCAACUCAAAUAUAUCAAGGAAGCUCAAGAGAUUCGACUUUCUAUGCAACCUUUGGAGCUGAUUAAAAGGGUAAGGGAAAUUCAGGAGGAAGCAUAUUAUGAAACAGAAGCUGUACAAGACAAAGACUCCAAGCAGAAUGCUGCAAUGGAUCUUUCUAAAAGAUUGAAAGACUUCCGUUCUCUCAAUGAUGCUUCUAGUUUAAAAGCUCUGGAGGAAUGGCGCAAAAGGAAGAUGGAAAGAGCAAGGCUGCGUGAAAUAGAGAAAAACGGGACACUGAAUUCUCCUUCUCAGCUUCGAAAACACAACUUCUAAAUCUGUAUGAACUUUCCUUGUGCCUUGUAAGACAAACUUGUCUAUGUUGAUUCUAAAGUCAAAAGCAUCAUACCUCUUCUUUUUAUAUCUGACUGCUCUUUUACAGAAACA